AUGUCUUACAUGUCCACUUUCUCCUUCGAUCGUCUGUAUACCCUCUCCAGCCACCAGCAAGCCAUUCUUGCAGACAUCACUGGUGCACUAACCUCUCGUCGAGACGUGCAAGAGAAUGACACACACCAUAAUGAGGAGCAGGGUAGCAGUUGGCGCAUGUACAGGGUCCUUCUUGGUAAACCAGGUACUGGCAAAUCCCAGGUGCUAAUAAGAGCCAUCCAUCACGCCAUCGAAAACGAAAUGUCUGUCCUUGUCGCUGCCCCGGUGGCCCUGCUGGCUCAGGGUUACCACAAAAUCUUCCUUGCCGACAUCGAGACAGAUACUCUACACGGUGCUUUUAAUAUCCCCGUCGACGGGCGUUUUGCUGAUGACGUCAACUAUGGCCUCAACUAA
Molecule: messenger RNA, 393 nt
Organism: Porites evermanni
Lineage: Eukaryota; Metazoa; Cnidaria; Anthozoa; Scleractinia; Poritidae
Source: the annotation of a GenBank genome assembly